AUGGCAACGAAAUCGUCGGAAACGCGACAACCUGUAGCGUGGUUGAUCAAUAUCGUGUUACUUCUAAUACUUGCAGUGCGUUCGAAUAGUGCUGCAGAGUCCAUUUGUGAACGGAUUGAUUUUAACGACAUUAAUACGUGGAAAGUGCAACAGUGUUCUGGUGCUUUUCGUGAAAGUUUUCGCUUGAGUACUUACGCAUCCUCUCCAACAUUCCGACCGUUCCGUGACCGUACUACCUACUAUCUUUCGAAUGAUGUGCGUGGUAUAAGCUGCACCGAAUCUAUUAACAGUUUUUACAUGAAUCCGUAUACGGAAAUACGCAUGAUUUACCAAUUGAUGUUUUACAAUCCUUGUUCGUUGACGCUCAUGGUUUACGAUCUCGACGUGAUCGACAUGUUCGGCCAACCGAUGUUGGCACAAAAUUGGACAACCCGUGCACAAACUUCCACGUGGAGUUUAUUCGUUGGAAAAGUGGAACGAGAGAUUCGGCGAGCAAGAAUAUUGCUACAGGCGGACAUGAGUUCCGAUGGGCAACUUGCGAUAGAAUACAUCACCGUCUUCAAUCCGCUUGUGCUGGAGGAGUUUUGUAUGGUACUGGAUGAGUUCUACACAACAACCGAGAUGACAACGAUUCCAACAAGGCCUACAACAUCGAUAUCGUAUACAACCACUAGAAGCACUACAAGGUCGACAUCAACAUUAGCACCAACAACUACAACGCCUAUGACCACUACAACAACAACAACGACGACACUGACGACCACAACGACGACACCGACGACUACAACGACGACAACGACGACACCGACGACCACAACGACAACAUCUACUACUACAACGACACCGCCGGCGACUACAACUGCUAUGCCUACUACGCCAACGACAACGCCGGCGACUACUACUACGACACCUACGACUACUACUACGACACCUACGACUACUACUACGACACCUACAACUACAACUACGACAUCUACUACUACAACUACAACGCCGACGACUACAACUACGACACCUACAACUACAACUACGACAUCUACUACUACAACUACAACGCCGACGACUACAACUACGACACCUACGACUACUACUACGACACCUACUACUACGACACCUACGACUACUACUACGACACCUACGACUACUACUACGACACCUACUACUACAACUACAACACUUACAACUACAACUUCAACAACAGCAACUAAUAUUACUAUUACACCUACGAGUACUACGAUUACCUCCAUCGCCACAAUGCCGAAUACCACCAUAAUGAUUCCAACAACGAUCCCCAUUUCUACAACAACUUUCUCUUCAACUUUAUCUUCCAUGGUUUACUCCAGUGAACCAUCGUCUGCAACAACGGAAACAAUAACAUUUCCGCCGACAACAACUUCGACGCCGACACCUGAUAUCAGUACCACCGUUAUCGAUACAACUACAAGGAGAAGACGUACUACCACUAACACACUGGGAACAACGAUAAUGUCAACCGUUGAUUCCAUCAGUACCAUAGAGAUCACUCCUUCGGCCUCAACUGAAACGUAUCCAGUUACAACCCCAGCAACAACACCUACUACUAGUACUUCUACUACAUCUAGUACUACAACCCUGGCAACAACACCUACUACUAGUAUUUCUACUACAUCUAGUACUACAACAACAACAUCUAGUACUACUACUACAACAACAACUACUACUGCUGCGCCUAUUGCUACCGUACCAACAAUUCCAUCGUCCGUUCCCAUAACAACCAUUGAUCCAUCCUACAUUACAACCACAACGAGUAUUCCUUCUCCAACAUCAAUAUUCACCGAAGGAUCGUCUGUGACUGCAUCCAAUUUACCAACUUCGUCUGAAGGAACAAUAAUACGUACAACGACGACUGACAUUUCUGCAUCGUUGCCAACAACACUUCCGAUUGCAACCGCGUCUAACGAAUCCAUUGCGCUUUGGAUAGCACUGAGUGGAAUUUUCAUCGUUUUGUUCACCUUAGCAUCUGCUUAUGCUCUGUACGUCUAUGUAGCUGGUAUUGAGAUCAGUCGUGCUUUGGGGGGUAUCGGAAGCCUCUUUACUUGCAGUCGAUUUAAGCGCUCCAAUGAUCAGGAUCACGUUGCUCCUCCCGGACCGAACAGCUUCGAUCCGUACGAUAUGUAUUACCAUCUACAAAUGCAGCAACAGUUGAAAAGUCGUCUGCGGCCGAUGCACAACAGCGUCAGUAGCAUAAGCAACAAUAGCAGCAAAGCGAUUCGUCAAAAGUACCCGCGAGCUAGUGUGAACCCUUAUCACCAUUCUGUCAUAGGAUCCGGAAAGGCACUUCCCUUCGGUCAGCCACGCUUGGACCUGAUGGACGAUAUCGAUAUAAUCAAGUACAAGAAUAGACUGAACCAACUGUAG
Messenger RNA from Anopheles coustani, 2397 nucleotides. RefSeq names its product mucin-2-like. The transcript has a single exon. The record is from RefSeq and is a predicted model, not a curated record. The coding region runs from base 1 to 2397 and encodes 798 amino acids. Lineage: Eukaryota; Metazoa; Arthropoda; Insecta; Diptera; Culicidae.